AUGGUCUGGCUAUGUUACCCAGGCAAUUUCAUCCCGCUGUGUGAGAAAGUUCUGCGUUCCUCUCCCUGCGUAGCUGUGCAGUUGUUAAAGAAGGCCGACUGUAGAGGGCGCCAGAGUCAGAGAAUGGGAGGGCUGUGCUUCCUGGUUCUCCUGGCUGGAGCCUACGGACUUGCAGAGUACAAGGCGUCACCUCGGGACUCUGGCACCCCCAACAGGUUCCCAGUGUUCAGCUGGGGCAGGACAAGUGGUGGCCAGCAGCUUCCCUUCCAUCCCUCUUGGGCUGUAUGGGAUCUGUGCUUCUGGGACAGAACAAUAUCAUCUGUGAAUAAUGACGGUUUUAUUUCUUUCCACAUUUUAAACAUAUUAUAUUUUCCUGAUGCUACUGCCACUCACAAUGUCCCUGAAGAUAAGAUGCAAAAUGGCCAACCAGUACCUGAUAACGUCUUGUCAACAGUUCUCCCAAGGAUCAUUAAUAUGGAAGCAGAUGGUAUUUCAUCCCUAAGUACCAGGGAUCUGUAUUCUACAGUCACUCACAAUGGCUGUGAAGAGAAGAUAAAUAAUGGACAACCAGCACCUGAUAACUUCUUGUCAACAAUUACACCAGGGCUUAUUAAUCUGUCAGGAGCUGGUAUUCCACCCCUGAGUACCAGGGAUCAGUAUGCUACUGUCACCAAUGUCUAUGAAGAGAAGAUGGAAGAUGGCCAACCAGCACCUGAUAAUGUCUUGUCAGCUAGUCCACCAGGGCUUAUUAAUAUGGCAGGAGCUGGUAUUCCAGCCAUGAGUACCAACGACCUGUAUGCUACCAUCACUCACCAUAUCCGUGAAGAGAAGAUACAAAAAGGCCAACCAGCACCUCAUAACUUCUUGUCAGCUCUUUCAUCAGGGUUUAUUAUUAUGGCAGGAGCUGGUAUUCCAGCUAUGAGUACCAUGGAUCUGUACAUCACCGCCACUCACAAUGUCCAUGAGGCGAAGAAGAAAAAUGAACAAGCACCUGAUAACUCCUUGUCAACGGUUCCACCAGGGUGUAUUAAUUGGUCAGGAGCUGGUAUUUCAUCCAGGAGUACCAGGGAUCUGUAUGCUACUGUCAUUCACGACAUCCAGGAGGAGGAGAUGGAAAAUGGUCAAACCCCUCCUGAUGGCUUCCUGUCAAAUUCUGCUCCACCAAAGCUUAUAAAUAUGACAGGAGAUCGUAGGGCACACAAUGCAUUGGAUUCUUUCUCUUACGACUUCACUAGUCUCAGCAAAGAUGAGCUGCUUUACAAACCUGAUAGUAAUGAAUUUGUGGUAGGCAUCAAGAACAACAGUGUCUCUGCAGGUGACCCACCAGUCACAGCAAUGUCUUCGGUGGAAACUGUGCCAAAUACACCACAAAUGUCUCCUGCCAUGGCAAAGAAAAUUAAUGAUGAUAUAAAAUAUAAAUUAAUAAAAGAAGUUCGAAGGUUUGGGCGAAAUUAUGAAAGAAUUUUCAUUUUGCUUGAAGAAGUACAAGGAUCUAUGAAAAUCCAGAGACAAUUUGUUGAAUUUACCAUCAAGGAAGCAGCAAGGUUUAAAAAAGUUGUCUUAAUUCAGCAACUCAAGGAGAUGCUUAAAGAAAUAGAUUCCCACUGCCAUCUCAGAAAAGUUAAGUACAUGAGAAAAAAGUAAUUGCGCUUGUGCAAAGACCAAGGAGAAACAAGGACACACGCUGUAGGAUGGAACAGGUUAUUGCUGAGGCUCCCUAUAAUUUUGAAGUGAAGAGAAUUCUUUUCCAGAAGCUAAGAAAAAAAAAAAGAGGGAGGUUUUAAAGUUUCAUAAAUCUCUGUUAGUAAAAGCUGUA
Messenger RNA from Pongo pygmaeus (Bornean orangutan), 1816 nucleotides. Its product is annotated as sarcoma antigen 1-like. Gene Ontology annotation, cellular component: integrator complex. Gene Ontology annotation, biological process: snRNA 3'-end processing. Lineage: Eukaryota; Metazoa; Chordata; Mammalia; Primates; Hominidae. The record is from RefSeq and is a predicted model, not a curated record.